AUGAUCUCUUUUUCGUCCAUCCACUUCGUCCAAGCCGCCCUCCUCCUCAUCCACAUAUAUUCAGCAGUAGCAGAACUCUCCGAAGACUUCUGCGAUCGCGCCGCUUACGGUCAACCCAAUUAUUCCACAUGCAUCGCCCUUCUAUACGGAAAUCCAACACAUCGCGGUGCAGGCAUCUACAACAUCGAUAGUGAUGAGCACGGCUUCUUUCUGCCAUACUUCGGCCACAGCGCUGAUUUCACUAUCAACCAAUGGAGGCAUCGAGUUACACUACCUGCGGUGUGGCAUAAUGACGGAUGCAAAAUCGCCCUAUUGGUCGAACCAGGCCCUAUGGGCGGAUUCACCACCGAUAGUGGAUCAUGGGCUGAGAUUGCGGAUAGGGGCAAAGCGCUGCUAGAUUAUUGUUUGUUGGGAAGGCGUGCACCGGCAAUCUGGGGUGGCGGUGUGGGACACGCAGGCACUCACGGUAGGCUCAAUAUCGUUAUCUACCAGCGGGGCUCUGUUUUUGAUCGUGCUAUCGCCGGUCGCACAGGACCCGGCGGUCUGGUCGGUGUCGACUGGAAUGAAACAACCGCCAAUUUGAGUGCCAGCGGCCGGAUUGGAAUUCUCAGCCACGCAUAA
Messenger RNA from Letharia lupina, 621 nucleotides. RefSeq lists its product as uncharacterized. Lineage: Eukaryota; Fungi; Ascomycota; Lecanoromycetes; Lecanorales; Parmeliaceae. The transcript has 2 exons. The record is from RefSeq and is a predicted model, not a curated record. Bases 1 to 621 code for a protein of 206 amino acids.